This is a messenger RNA of Cylindrotheca closterium, 258 nucleotides long. The record is from the annotation of a GenBank genome assembly. NCBI's taxonomy places the organism in Eukaryota, Bacillariophyta, Bacillariophyceae, Bacillariales, Bacillariaceae.
AUGAAGUUUGACGAAUUUCUAGAGGUGACUCCUGUAAGAUGCUCACAGGAAAUGAAGACUAAAGUCAUCGCGGGCUUUCCGAACGACGCGGUUGACAAAGUUGAAAUCCACAAGGGUGUCAGAAAGAUUUUCCAUCCGGAGUAUGAAGAUUCCGAGGAAGAAGAUGAUUCAAUCGGUGACAAAGAUAAUGGCUUGGUUAACAGUUCGUCUGAAGAUCCAGCAUCAGAGGAGCUGUCUCGUUCGAUCGCUGUUGCAUAG